Molecule: messenger RNA, 351 nt
Organism: Alnus glutinosa
Lineage: Eukaryota; Viridiplantae; Streptophyta; Magnoliopsida; Fagales; Betulaceae
Product: glucan endo-1,3-beta-glucosidase-like
Exons: 1
Coding region: 1-351 (116 amino acids)
Biological process (GO): defense response
Cellular component (GO): extracellular region
Source: RefSeq, a predicted model, not a curated record
AUGGCCGGGCAUUCCAUGCAACGCCGGUGUACCGGCACUGUUCGCAACCGGCUUUGCGCUAAAAAAGGGCGAGCCCAAGACCAUCACUCCACCGACCUCCGAUCCUGGCGCGGUCGCAUUUGGGGCCGAACCCACUGCUCCCAAGACUUCACGGGCAAGUUCUCUUGCGUCACAGGUGAUUGCGGCUCCGGAAAAAUCGAGUGCUCAGGGAAUAGCGGCGCGCUGCCAGCGACCUUGGCCAAGUUCAUGCUCAACGGCGCUGGUGGGUUCGACUUUUUCGCUAUCAGCUUGGUCGACGGGUACAACCUCCCUAUGAUGGUCACGCCUCAGGGUGGGACUGGUCAAAAUUAA